AUGCUUUCUGAAGAGAAACAAUUUCUAAUUUCUACUCCAAUACCAUCUUCCUUAAUAAUUGGAUCUGAAUAUUGUAAUUUUACUUCUCCAACAGCAAAAAAUCUUGUUCUUGCAUUUUCUGAUCGUAUUGAGGUAUAUGAAUGGGGCGGUAAUACAUUAACAAAAGAAUUAAAAUUUCUUCCUGGAUGUAAUUUAGCAUAUAUAAAAUGUAUAAAAAAUAAAAAAAAUGAAUCUGAUCUUAUUUUUGUUAUUAAUAGUGAAUUUGAGUUUUCAAUUUUUGGUUAUAAUAAUGGUGAAAUAUAUUUUGUUAUGAAAGGUGGUAUUGUAUCAACAUAUAAAAGAAUUCGUGAACAAGGAAUACAAAUUGCUGUUUGUCCUAAACAAGGUAAAAUUGCUAUUACAGGAAUGGAUCAAAAUUUAUAUGUUAUUGAUAGAUUUGAAAGGACUGAUAGAAAAAAUGCUGAAUUUAUUAAAGGACCUUUAGAUGUUGUUGAUAUGUCUUUUAUAGAUUAUUCUAAAUUUAAAUCUGAAACAAGAAUAGCUAUGUUAGUUCAUUAUGAAACAUGUUUAUAUUAUGAAGUAUUUGAACUAGACUAUAGGACAUGUAGUCUUAGGAAUGUUUUAACAAUAAAAGAUAUACCAAUACAUUGUACAAAACUUUAUUGUCCACAAAUUUAUAAUGAUGGUACUACAUUUAUUUUGGGUGCUGUUUGUAUUUAUAUAGUUCGUGGUGGAAAUUUUUCUGAAAAAAAACUUACUGUUAAUAAUCUUGAACGAAUUGAAUUAGACAUUGUAAUUGAUAAUUCAAUAAUUUCUAUAGCACCAUUUACAGAAAAUCCAUCUAAAUUUGCCUUUUGUGAUAGAGCUGGAAUACUUUUUUCAGCUGAAAUAUUAACAAAUGAUAUUAUAAUUGAAAAAAUUGGAAAUAUUAAUCCAACUGCUUUUUUAAAUCAUUUAGAAAAUAAUAUUUUUUUUGGUGCAUCUAUGAUUAAAGAUAGUAUUUUAUUUAGUAUUGAUAUAAAUAAUGAAAAUCCUGAAAUGACGAAUAUUAAUAUUUUAGAUUCAAUUCCUUAUUAUGGUCCAAUUACAGAUAUGUGUAUGGUUAAUGAAGAUGAACAGAUUAUGGGUAUUUGUGGUGGUGAUGGUAAAAAUGGUUUUCUUUCUUUAAUUAAACAUUCACCUACAUUUCGAUGUGCCUGGGAGUUUGUUGCUGUUGGACUUCAUCGUUUCUACGUUAUACCUAAUGAUAACCAAUAUAAUAUAUGUUUUGCAUCUACCUUAAAUACAACAAUUACUUUUGUAUUAUGUACAAAAACUGGAGAAAGAAUGGAAAUUUCAUUUCCUGGAUUUAAUUAUGAUUCAAGAACAUUAUUUGUUAAUUAUCAUGCUAUUACAAAUACAUAUAUUCAGGUUACGGAUGAAAGUGUUUCAAUAACUAAUCUUAGUGAUAAAAUAUUUAAAAACUUUCAACUUCUUAAUGAAGAAGAUCUUACAUCUAUUUCAACAAAUAAUAAUGGUAUUUUUAUUGUAGCUAAUGGUAAUUCUAUUUAUGUUUAUAAUUUAAAUGAUACAAAAAAUUUAUUUAUGGGUGAACAUAAAUUUGAAAAAAAAAUUACUAGCAUUGAUAUGCUUAAAGCAACUGGUUUUAAAGCAUUGGCAUUUUUUGUAACAGUUUUUGAGUUUACUUCUAAUAUUUAUAUGUUUAAAGUAAGUUACAACAAUGGAAUAAAUGUAGAACUUAUUGGUGAAUCUAAUAUUGAAAAUGUAGGAAUCAUUAAUGAUAUUAAAUGGUAUUGUGGUAAUAAUGAUGAAGAUUCUGAUUGUAUUAUUGCUUGUGAUUUUUCUGGUAAUGCAUAUUUUAUUGACUUUGAUGUUCAAAAUGGUUUUAAACCUAAUUAUCUUCUUCUUAAUGUUGGUGAUGGAGCUUUAGAAACAUUUGAAUGUUCAGUUAAAGGACAAAGAUCGAUAUUCUUUUCUUGUGAAAAUUCGGGAUUUGCACCAUGGAGAAAAUGGGAAACUGAUAUACCAAAAUUAAAUAUAAAUACUUCUUUACAAGCUUACUCUUAUUUUGACAAUAAUAUUAGUUAUAUUGUUCAUAUAGAAAAUAAUACAGCUAAAGUUUCUUAUUUAACUGAUGAAAAAGAAAUUUCAUAUGAUAAACUUGAGAUUGAUUAUGAUUUAACACGAUUUGCUUAUGAUCAGAAGAAUAAUGUUUUACUUUCAAUAGCUAUUAAAGAGUGUGAGGCAGAUUAUUUUGAGGCUGCCGUUCACGAUUUUGAUUUACCGAAACCAAAUUAUGGACCAAAAAUACGAUUCCCUUGUUAUGAAUUAUCUUCAAAUAAUGUAAAAAAAGAAAUAGCAGAAGAAAUUAAAAAUGCUACUACUGAAGAUUCAUACAUUCUUCUUGUGUCAUUAGAUCAUAUGAAAAUUGAAGCAAUGUAUAAAUUACCUCCAUUUGAGGUGGCAUUAUGUAUAAAACCAAUAACAAUACCAAGUCAUUUAGGUUCUUUUUUUGUUGUUGGAACUGCUGUGGAAAAAUUUGAACUAUCUCAACCAGAAAUCAUUGAUGGAAGAUUAUUAUUAAUUGAAGUCAAGGGAGAUUAUCAAAAAACAAUCGAAAUUAGAGCAGAAAAAAGUGUCAAAAGUCCUGUUUUUUCGAUCGCAACAAAUGAGGAUCAAGUAAUUGCAACUAUGCUAAAUUCAGUUAGGGUUUUUAAAUGUACAAUAGAUGAUUUUAAGUUGAAGCAAUCCAAAUAUGAAUUUUUACGUGCAAAUCGAAUAGAAAUGUAUGGAGAAAAAGCAAUUGUUGGUGAUGCUAUGAGAUCUGUAUCUAUUUUAAGUAUCAAAAAAGAUAGUGCAGACAUAUAUUCAAGAUUAACGGAUAGUCGUGGAUUGACAGCAAUACAUAUCUUUGAUGAUGACUGUUAUAUUCGUUGUAUUGAAAAUUGUAUUCAUAUAUUAACAGAAUGUCAAACAGAAGAAUUUCGUUCUCUUCAAAUAUCUAAAAUGUUAUAUAUUGGGAUGCAGGUAAAUAAAAUCAUUCAUGGUCAUAUCGGAAAAGUAGAUUUAUCUAAAUAUCCUGGUAUUGGAAAUUGUCUUACUAUGGCAACAUUAGAAGGAUCUCUAAUAACAUUAUUUGAAAUUGAUACUAAAAUGUAUAACUUCUUAAAAAUAAUAGAAGGAAAAAUUUACGAUCGUUUGCCAAGAUUUUUUGAAAGUCAUGAACCAUCUGAAAUUCUAAAAAUUAAAGGAAAGAAUCAAUUUGUAAAUACAGAUUAUUUUAAAUAUUUUAUGACUCUAUCCACUGAAUCAAGAAAAGAUAUACUAAAACUUGAAGGUAUACCACCUUAUCCAUGUACAAAUGAAGUUAUACAUCGCUAUGAAACACUAGAAAACAUUGUAUCCCUAUGGUCUCAACUAUUUUAA
This is a messenger RNA of Strongyloides ratti, 3426 nucleotides long. Its product is annotated as DNA damage-binding protein 1. The transcript has 2 exons. The record is from RefSeq and is a predicted model, not a curated record. Gene Ontology annotation, cellular component: nucleus. Gene Ontology annotation, molecular function: nucleic acid binding; protein binding. NCBI's taxonomy places the organism in Eukaryota, Metazoa, Nematoda, Chromadorea, Rhabditida, Strongyloididae. Bases 1 to 3426 code for a protein of 1141 amino acids.